AUGUUCAUUUUCUGUAUCUGUGUGUUCCUAAUCAGAGUAUGUUGGGUUCUAUAUUCAAAGUUGCCGAUUCUUCCAAGAACGAAAUCUUGCAAGACCAUGAUCAUAUUGGGCUCAGGCGGUCACACUGGGGAGAUGGUUCAAUUAAUCAAGGGUCUCAAUCCAAUACGUUACAAUCCACGGAUCUAUGUUGUAUCUGAAGAGGACCAGCUGAGCUGCACAAAAGCAAAGGAGCACGAAAUGAAUAUAAAGAGCGAAUUUCCCUGUGAUAUACGUACCAUUCCUCGCGCAAGAAGAGUAGGCCAAUCAUGGUCUACUGUACCAUGGAGUGUAUUUCGUACCCUGUUAGCUUCCCUCAAGAUGAUUCUUCUGUCUCCUCCUGAUGUUAUUAUAUGUAAUGGUCCUGGUAGUUGUGUACCUGUUUGUAUGGUGGCAUACAUACCUAGAAUUUUGGGUAUAAAGCCAAUACGGAUUGUCUAUGUAGAAUCUCUUGCUCGUGUCAAGACGUUGUCUUUGACUGGAAAAAUUUUGUACUUCUUUGCUGAUCGUUUUAUCGUUCAAUGGCCAAACUUAAUUCAACGUUAUCCAAGAGCAGAAUACAAAGGCAUCUUGGUUUAACUUUUUCAUUUGUUU
Molecule: messenger RNA, 630 nt
Organism: Phycomyces blakesleeanus NRRL 1555(-)
Lineage: Eukaryota; Fungi; Mucoromycota; Mucoromycetes; Mucorales; Phycomycetaceae
Product: glycosyltransferase family 1 protein
Exons: 4
Coding region: 1-615 (204 amino acids)
Biological process (GO): dolichol-linked oligosaccharide biosynthetic process
Cellular component (GO): UDP-N-acetylglucosamine transferase complex
Source: RefSeq, a predicted model, not a curated record